CGAUGGAGGAGUGAGGAAUGUGAUACGUCCCGGCAGCCGGGGGAGCCGGAGCAUAUCUGGUAUGUGUCUCUGGAAUGAUUUGGAGAAAAUUCACCAAAGUUGGAACAUAAGACGCAAACUGCCCGGGACACAGAGAUACAAGCUGUCCGUUCGCACCCCACCCCCCCAAAAGGACCUGGGGCUGGGGUGGGAGUCGGCUUACACAGCACAGCGGCAUAGCUCGGCUCAGGCCCGCCCUGGAAUGGCCGUGAACUUGUUGUUUUUCCACGUCAUUUGCUCUCAAAUGUACUAUCGAGCUGGGCGAUGCUAACCAGCGGCUACAGGUCCCCCCUUGUAACAAGCGAUUGUGUGUUCAUUAGAGGCGGCUAACGGGGGAGGAGGGGGCCCAGUCCCAAAGGGGGGGGGGGAAAGGGAAACAAACCCUUCUUUACAGUGAGCUUGCGUGUCCUGAAGCCAGCUUCCCCCCAAAGCACAUGCCAUUUCUGGCCCUUGAAGGGGUUAAAGGCCUCCUGGAGUCAAAAACAAGCAGGUGUCCCACCGUGCCAGAUACGCUGCCUAAACUGCUUCCAGCUUUUUUUUUUCCCUUCUGCAAUAAGUCUGUGAUCAACCACAGGACAGAGGCGCCAGCAGCCUGCCUGUGACAGGCAUCAGGUUAGCCUGCUCCCACUCGGAUGGCGCGCCCAGGAUAUAAAUCCAGGCUCGGGGCCCCUGCUGCGGCUCCUCUCCCUGCACGCUCAGGAGAGGGAAUUUCCUUCCACAGACCUUUCUUUUAUCUGAAACCGCACGCCCCAGCAGGCUGCGCUGACUUGGUGGAGGCAGCCGGCAGCAGCAGCCUCAGCACAGCCUUAGCAAGGGAGCCUGCUGGGGUGGGAAGGGCAGGUGUCUCCAGCCCACGAGAAGGAGGCCCUUGUGGCCUCCAGCCCAUGGCAUCAUCGCAGGGGAGGUCUCUGGCCAACAUUGACCGCACCAUGUGGCCCCUGGGGUGCUGCCCAUUCUGGUCCCGCUGGGAGCAGGUGGCAGCGCUGCUGCUGCUGCUGCUGUUACUUGGGGUACCGUCGCGAGGCCUGGCGCUGCCGCCCAUCCGCUAUUCCCAUGCUGGCAUCUGCCCUAACGACAUGAACCCCAACCUCUGGGUGGAUGCACAGAGCACCUGCAAGCGGGAGUGUGAGACGGACCAGGAGUGUGAGACCUAUGAGAAGUGCUGCCCCAAUGUGUGUGGGACCAAGAGCUGUGUGGCAGCCCGCUACAUGGAUGUGAAAGGGAAGAAGGGUCCAGUGGGCAUGCCCAAGGGAGCCACAUGUGACCACUUCAUGUGUCUGCAGCAGGGCUCCGAAUGUGACAUCUGGGAUGGCCAGCCUGUGUGUAAGUGCAAAGAUCGCUGUGAGAAGGAGCCCAGUUUUACCUGUGCCUCGGAUGGCCUCACCUACUAUAACCGCUGCUACAUGGAUGCUGAGGCCUGCUCCAAGGGCAUCACGCUCGCUGUUGUCACCUGCCGCUAUCACUUUACCUGGCCUAACACCAGCCCCCUGCCACCUGAGACCACUGUACAUCCCACCACAGCCUCUCCGGAGACGCCUGGGCUGGACCUGGCGGCCCCAGCGCUGCUCAACCACCCUGUGCACCAGUCAGUCACAGUGGGCGAGACAGUGAGCUUCCUCUGCGAUGUGGUGGGCCGGCCCCGGCCUGAGAUCACCUGGGAGAAACAGCUGGAGGAUCGGGAGAACGUGGUCAUGCGACCCAACCACGUGCGCGGCAAUGUGGUGGUCACCAACAUCGCCCAGCUGGUCAUCUAUAACGCCCAGCCCCAGGAUGCUGGCAUCUAUACUUGCAUGGCCCGGAAUGCUGCUGGGGUCCUGAGGGCUGACUUCCCGCUGUCAGUGGUUGGAGGGGGUCAGGCUGUGGCCACCUCGGAGAGCAGUCCCAAUGGCACCGCCUUCCCGGCAGCUGAGUGCCUGCAGCCCCCGGACAGCGAGGACUGUGGCGAGGAGCAGACCCGCUGGCACUUUGACGCUCAGGCCAAUGACUGCCUUAUCUUCACCUUUGGCCACUGUCACCGCAACCUCAACCACUUCGAGACCUACGAGGCCUGUGUGCUGGCCUGCAUGAGUGGGCCGCUGGCCGCCUGCCGCCUGCCUGCCUUGCAGGGGCCAUGCAAGGCCUACGCACCCCGCUGGGCCUACAACAGCCAGACGGGCCAGUGCCAGUCCUUUGUCUAUGGUGGCUGCGAGGGCAAUGGCAACAACUUUGAGAGCCGAGAGGCCUGUGAGGAGUCGUGCCCCUUCCCUCGGGGGAACCUGCGGUGUCGGGCCUGUAAGCCGCGGCAGAAGCUAGUGACCAGCUUCUGUCGGAGUGACUUUGUCAUCCUGGGCCGGGUCUCUGAGCUGACUGAAGAGCCUGACUCCGGCCGGGCCUUGGUGACCGUGGAUGAGGUCCUGAAGGACGAGAAGAUGGGCCUUAAGUUCCUGGGCCGGGAACCACUGGAGGUCACUCUGCUCCAUGUGGACUGGGCCUGCCCCUGCCCCAACGUGACAGUGGGUGAGACGCCGCUCAUCAUCAUGGGCGAGGUGGACGGUGGCAUGGCCAUACUGAGGCCUGAUAGCUUCGUGGGCACAUCAAGCACCCGGAGGGUUAGGAAGCUCCGAGAGGUCAUGCACAAGAAGACCUGCGAUGUCCUCAAGGAGUUCCUGGGCUUGCACUGAAGCCCUGCUCCACCCCAGGCCCCUCCCACUUCCCCACCCCUCCCUGACCCCCUCCCACUUUCCCCCACCCCAUGCUCCUCAGUCAGCAAACUGGGUGAGGUCAGAUUAGACAGUCAUGGGCCAGCAGGGAAACAUCCAUCAUCAUGUCAGAAAAAAGCCACCAGAACAUCUCCCAUCAGCUUUUAUUCUUUGGCUUCUGUAAGGGGUCUGGUUUUUAGCUGAGGAGGACAAAAGGGGACGUCAAUACACAUGGGUAGGUGGUUUCCGAAGACCAGUCUGCUCAGGCAUUCUCCUUCCUUUGCCAAGCCCCCACCCCUGGCUUUUCCUAGCCACCUUGCCCAUAGCCAGGCCCCAGCCAGGAUUCAGGGCACAGCUGCUGUGUGCUGGUUAUAGGAACAGUUGAAUGAGGUGGCUUCCAAGGGGCCAGAGACAGAAGGGCCCAGGGACUCAUGCACAAAUUCCCCACGGCUUCCUAGAACCCUGUGAGCAGAGACCACUGGGUGUUAGAGGUCAGGUGCAGUGGGAAGCUG
Molecule: messenger RNA, 3229 nt
Organism: Otolemur garnettii (small-eared galago)
Lineage: Eukaryota; Metazoa; Chordata; Mammalia; Primates; Galagidae
Gene: WFIKKN2
Product: WAP, follistatin/kazal, immunoglobulin, kunitz and netrin domain containing 2
Exons: 2
Coding region: 672-2699 (675 amino acids)
Biological process (GO): negative regulation of transforming growth factor beta receptor signaling pathway
Cellular component (GO): extracellular region
Molecular function (GO): receptor antagonist activity; transforming growth factor beta binding; serine-type endopeptidase inhibitor activity
Source: RefSeq, a predicted model, not a curated record